CGAACGACUCAAGAUAGCCAUGACUUAUGAUUGUAAUACCAACACAAAUUUCUCCGUCAUAUGCCCUUCUUGUCGAACUUCUACUACCCCACAUACACACACAAAACACACCUAAAAAGCAGUAGUCCAAUUUGCAUUGCAAUCACUUCGAUUCGAAACGUCAAAAUGUCGCACUCCAAGCAGCAGCAGCAACAGGGAAGCAAAUCCACCGCCACCAAACUAACCGACGAACAGAUCGAAGAGCUGUGGGAAGCUUUCUCCCUAUUUGAUACCAACGCGGACGGAACCAUCACCAGCAGCGAGCUGGGAACGGUACUGCGCUCGCUUGGAAAAAACGUUUCCGACGCGGAGGUUGAGGAACUGCUGAAGGAAGUUAGUGCCGAUUUCGAGGGCCGAAUCCUAUUCGCAGAUUUUGUAUCGUUGAUGACCGUCCGGUUGAAGGAUUUCAACAGCGAAGAUGAACUGAAGGAAGCCUUUCGGAUAUUCGAUCGGAAUGGGAAUGGGUUGAUUUCGGCCGAAGAGCUACGGGCAGCGCUAAAAUCGUUCGGUGAGCAGCUUACUGAGGAAGAGGUUGAUGAGUUGCUGCGGGAAGCAGACACCAACUGCGAUGGGCAGAUCGAUUACGAGGAGUUUGUGAAGAUGAUUACACAGAAAUAGGUUGGUGGGCUGUAAUUGUGAUAAAAUAAAUUGCGUAACU
Topomyia yanbarensis is the source of this 697-nucleotide messenger RNA. RefSeq names its product calmodulin-like. Lineage: Eukaryota; Metazoa; Arthropoda; Insecta; Diptera; Culicidae. The transcript has a single exon. Gene Ontology annotation, molecular function: calcium ion binding. The coding region runs from base 61 to 657 and encodes 198 amino acids. The record is from RefSeq and is a predicted model, not a curated record. Gene Ontology annotation, cellular component: myosin II complex.